GAUCUGAGGAUGAAUCUUAUGAUGAUGAAUUUGACGCACGUUAUGAUGCGAGAAUAGGUGAAAUUUACGAUGGUUUCGAAUAUGAAGACUAUAGCGAUAGUGAUGAAUCUGAUGAUUACGAUGAUUAA
Molecule: messenger RNA, 128 nt
Organism: Dentiscutata erythropus
Lineage: Eukaryota; Fungi; Glomeromycota; Glomeromycetes; Diversisporales; Gigasporaceae
Source: the annotation of a GenBank genome assembly